Messenger RNA from Anolis carolinensis (green anole), 4950 nucleotides. RefSeq names its product G protein subunit beta 5 (gene gnb5). NCBI's taxonomy places the organism in Eukaryota, Metazoa, Chordata, Lepidosauria, Squamata, Anolidae. The record is from RefSeq and is a predicted model, not a curated record. The transcript is spliced from 11 exons. Gene Ontology annotation, molecular function: signaling receptor complex adaptor activity; protein binding. Bases 126 to 1187 code for a protein of 353 amino acids. Gene Ontology annotation, biological process: G protein-coupled receptor signaling pathway; G protein-coupled dopamine receptor signaling pathway. Gene Ontology annotation, cellular component: heterotrimeric G-protein complex; cytoplasm.
CCUUUGCAAAGGGCGGGGGGGGUGAGCAGGCGGAUCCUCAGCUGCUGUUGCUGUUGCUGAUCCGUGUCACUGCCUCUGCCUCCCUCUCUCACCCUUGUUUUGUUGUUAUUGUUGUUGUUGCAAAGAUGGCAACCGAGGGGCUGAAGGAGAACGAGACGCUGGCCUCGCUGAAGAACGAGGCGGAGAGCCUGAAGGGCAAGCUGGAGGAAGAGAGAGCCAAGCUGCACGACGUGGAGCUUCAUCAGGUUGCAGAGCGAGUGGAGGCUUUGGGUCAGUUUGUGAUGAAGACGCGAAGGACGUUGAAAGGCCACGGCAAUAAAGUCCUCUGCAUGGACUGGUGCAAAGAUAAAAGAAGAAUCGUCAGUUCUUCCCAGGAUGGGAAGGUGAUUGUUUGGGAUGGCUUCACUACCAAUAAGGAACAUGCCGUGACCAUGCCUUGUACUUGGGUGAUGGCCUGUGCCUAUGCCCCGUCAGGAUGCGCCAUUGCUUGUGGAGGCCUAGACAACAAAUGUUCUGUGUACCCACUGACAUUCGAAAAAAAUGAGAAUAUGGCAGCGAAGAAGAAAUCGGUCGCCAUGCAUACCAACUACCUGUCAGCCUGCAGCUUCACUAAUUCAGAUAUGCAGAUCUUGACUGCGAGUGGAGAUGGCACUUGCGCACUUUGGGAUGUGGAAAGCGGGCAACUUCUGCAGAGCUUUCAUGGCCACGGGGCGGACGUCUUGUGUCUCGAUUUGGCUCCUUCGGAAACGGGGAACACAUUUGUGUCAGGGGGGUGUGACAAAAAAGCCAUGGUAUGGGACAUGCGGACUGGGCAGUGUAUUCAAUCUUUUGAAACCCAUGAAUCGGAUAUUAACAGUGUCAGAUAUUACCCAAGUGGAGACGCCUUUGCCUCUGGCUCAGAUGAUGCCACAUGUCGUUUAUAUGAUCUGCGAGCAGACAGAGAAGUUGCCAUUUAUUCCAAAGAGAGCAUCAUCUUUGGAGCAUCCAGCGUGGACUUUUCUCUUAGUGGCCGCUUGCUGUUUGCUGGUUACAACGACUACACCAUCAACGUGUGGGAUGUUUUGAAAGGGGCUCGCGUGUCGAUCUUGUUCGGCCAUGAGAAUCGAGUCAGCACUUUGCGCGUUUCCCCUGAUGGGACUGCAUUCUGCUCAGGAUCAUGGGAUCAUACUCUAAGAAUCUGGGCUUAAUCAGCAGUGCUUUUUCCCAAAUACACACAAAAAUGACAUCAUGAGAUCAACCUGCUUGCUUCCCUUCUAAAAAAUUCUCAAUUCGGGGGGCAGAGGGAAAGCUGCAGCAAAGAAACCAAUUGCAACACGGUGAUCGUCAAAAGACGAAAUGCUCCAUUGUCAGUGUUUACCACGUUGUUGCCCAAAUGCAAACACUACUAGUUAGAAAAGGGUCAUAUCCUUUUAUCAUACAGUUUUUUUAAAAAGAGAAAGAGAAAAAAAUCUGUGUGUGGUAUAAUAAGCUGUUUUUAAUUCUGUUUUGGAAACUACCUUAGAAAUAGUUUACGCCAGACUCCUACUGAAACAACCUGCAAAACCAGAGUUUAGUAUCUUAGUGCACAUUCUGUAUGUGGUCCUUGCAUGAGAUUACGUUUCUUACUAAAGUCAACUUGGAAAUAAAUCAGACUUUAGCUUUUUAAUCAGGGUAUUCAAGGGCUUCUUGACACAUUCCAUGGAAGCAGCAAGAGAGAAAUGUGGAGCGAUUUAUACUUGCUCCCCCUGCUUUCCGAGACUUGGAUAAGAACCAAAUGGAAGGUAGUAAUUAGAGCGUCAAACUAGGCCUGGGUUCAAAUCCGCGCUCAGACAUAACACUCCCUGGGUGACUUCGAGCCCAAUUCCUGAUUCUCAUCCUAGCCUACCUCAUCGGGGUUUUGUGAGGAGAACAUGCCGAGAACCUGUACACUGCCUUGACCGCCUUUGAAAAAGAAGCGGGUUGUAAAAAUAUACGGUAAAGAAUGGGAUGUGCGAAAAUCCCUUUGACAUGUGGGGUCUGCUUUGGUGAUCGCACAUGCAUUUCCUCUCCUCCUGAACAUGGAGGAGGAGAAAUUUGAUGCUGCUUCUCUUCCGUUCUCUUUCUUUCUCUGCUUUUGUGGAAUGUGUAAAUCAGCCCUGAGUCUUGAAACAUUCCUUUGUUGGGAAGAGAGGAAGCCAAGGGAGUGCCAUUCGGAAAGAUUGAAAUCAGCAGGGUUUUGCUGUCGGUUUAUUUAUGUUUGAUAUAGUUGUACCUGUUGGUUGUUUGCUGCUUAACCCCAGUGCUUCCAGAGAGAGGGCUGCUAUGUCUUUCCAUACGAAAGCACUAUCUGUGGCCAGAUUUAGUGGUGAGUAGUGACCUUGGAGACUUAGUGGUGAGUAGUAUUAGAAGGAGAAAGUGACCUUGGAGACGAAGGCUGAAAUCCCAAUUGAGGGAGUUGGUCCUCCAGGUAUUUGGGACUCAGGCUACCAGAAGCUCCUAUUGCCAGCUUGUCCAGUGGUCAGGGAUUUUGGGAGCUAAAGUCCAAAACACUGCAGGUUGUGCAGGCCUGAGCUAGAGAUUUACAGUAGAGUCCCACUUAUCCAACAUAAACGGGCCGGCAGAAUGUUGGAUAAGUGAAUAUGUUGGAUAAUAAGGAUUAAGGAAAAGCCUAUUAAACAUCAAAUUAGGUUAUGAUUUUACAAAUUAAGCACCAAAACAUCAUGUUAUAAAACAAGUUUGACAGAAAAAGUAGUUCAAUAUGCAGUAAUGCUAUGUAGCAAUUACUGUAUUUAUGAAUUUAGCACCAAAAUAUCAGAAUGUAUUGAAAACAUUGACUACAAAAAUGUGUUGGAUAAUCCAGAACGUUGGAUAAGCGAGUGUUGGAUAAGUGAAACUCUACUGUCUUUGGGACUCCGGCUACCAGAAGCCCCUAUUGCCAGCUUGUCCAAUGGUCAGGGAUUUUGGGAGCUAAAGUCCAAAACACUGCAGGUUGUGCAGGCCUGAGCUAGUGAUUUACAAUAGAGUCUCACUUAUCCAACAUAAACGGGCCGGCAGAAUGUUGGAUAAGUGAAUAUGUUGGAUAAUAAAGAGGGAUUAAGGAAAAGCCUAUUAAACAUCAAAUUAGGUUAUAAUUUUACAAAUUAAGCACCAAAACAUCAUGUUAUACAACAAGUUUGACAGAAAAAGUAGUUCAAUAUGCAGUAAUGCUAUGUAGCAAUUACUGUAUUUACGAAUUUAGCACCAAAAUAUCACAAUGUAUUGAAAACAUUGACUACAAAAACAUUGACUACUAAAAGGCAAACUGCGUUGGAUAAUCCAGAACGUUGGAUAAGCGAAUGUUGGAUAAGUGAGACUCUACUGUAUAAGAAAAUAUGGGUUCCCAAGAGUCUGACUGACAAGUAUCCACUAUUGGAAUAAUAACAAGGUAUUAAAUAUCAUUAAACAUUAUAUUAUACUAUACUGUAUUUACGAAUUUAGCACCAAAAUAUCACGAUGUAUUGAAAACAUUGACUACAAAAAUGCAUUGGAUAAUCCAGAAUGUUGGAUAAGCGAAUGUUGGAUAAGUGAGACUCUACUGUAUGAGAAAAUAUGGGUUCCCAAGAGUCUGAUUGACAAGUAUCCACUAUUGGAAUAAUAACAAGGUAUUAAAUAUAAUUAAACAUUAUAUUAUACUGUAUUUACGAAUUUAGCACCAAAAUAUCACGAUGUAUUGAAAACAUUGACUACAAAAAAGCGUUGGAUAAUCCAGAAUGUUGGAUAAACAAGUGUUGGAUAAGUGAGACUCUACUGCAUCUGAGCAUUUCAAGGAUGAGAUCCUGCAGUGCUUUCACAAAUUUUAUUUGAGGGCAAUAAGAGGUUAUUUUAUAGAACGUAAUUUUUUUUUGUAAGAGUCCUUUCAAUGUCUUUUAAAAACAUGUUUAGAUCCAGAAAUGUAAUGUAUAUGGUCAGAAGCAAAAUACAUUGAAAUGAGAGUAGUUUUGAUGCGUGUAUUUAGUUGGGUCUUAAAAAUUCGUUUAGCUUGAACGCUUUGGUUACAGAAAUACUACAGGAUUGGUAUUAACCUAUCCGCAUGGUUCAAAGCAAUGAAAAGUAAAUGGAAAGUUCUUGGAAGUGACUGAAAAUUUCAACCCUCCAGGUGUUUUGGACUUCAACUCCCACAAUUCCUAACAGCCUACCGGCUGUUAGGAAUUGUGAGAGUUGAAGUCCAAAACACCUGGAGGGAUAAAGUUUGCCUAUGUGUUUUCUAUAGAGAAUUGGUGUAGCUAGAAUUUGGACAAACAUGUUCCAAGAUGAUACACAUACUUGUUGUUCUCAACUUUGGGUCUGCUUUUGAAGUUUUGUACUUAAAAUCCCAGCAUGGCCAAUGGUUAUGCAUUCUGGCAGGUGAAGCUCAAAUCACCUGGAGGACCAGAGAUUGAGAACUAAAGCUAUCUGUAUAGUUUGGUUAUAAUCGAAAAGAAGUAUAGCUUGGUGGCACAGCGAUGGAAAAUGUCCAGUUAUCUCCUUUCGUCCUAAUCCAGGAGCAGAGAUCAUGUAGCUGCUCAUCCUCAGGCAUUGCCAGACUACACCUCCCAGCAUCCAUCAUCAAUAGCUGUACUUACUUGGGCUGCUGGGAGUUGCAGUCACAAUCAAAAGUAUCUCAAAGGAACACAAAAACAAAGGAUGAGAUCAACUGAUGGAUCUAUCAACUAACAUUGGCUGACGGGACGUAAUUUUGGGGAGGUGGAGGAAUAAUAUUUAUAUUUUAAAGAAAGAGAUGUAAAUAGAUAUACUAGAUAAGAGGGCUUUUUUUUUGGUUCACGAAACAGGCAGCAUAAAUCGAGAUGUAAUGUAGUAGGCGUUAUAUCAUGACACGGGGAUGCUCGUUGUGCAAUACCAAGUUGACACACUGUACACUUUUGAUUCAGGCCGUAUUUAUUGAAUAUGGAAUAUGUCGUGUUGAUGACUUAUGAAUGGCCUCACUGUAAUAAAUUGUAUUUUACAUACUGAGAA